AGAGCGUUGUCCAACACGUGAGACUCAUGUGAUGAAGCCGGGGGAGGGCGGGCAGGUCGCUCUUUCCCUCCCCGGCAGCGGCCAGACGUGCUUGGAGUCACAGGGUAGAACACGUAGCUUCUACCCACCCACUCGCUCCCAUUUAACCCAGCCCGCAGCCUCUCCUUACUCCUCGGCUCGUCCUCUCCAACAACCCCCCCCCCUGCUCCGCCCUAAGCAACCCCCCUUCCCUCCCGCCUCCCCGCCCGCCCCACUUCUCAUUCACUUGGCUCGCACGGCGCAGACAGCGCAGCGAGCAUACACCGCCAGUCUGUGCGCAGAGCGGGAGCCAGAAGCCUCGGAGACACCCGGCCAUGCACGCCCCCAACUAAGCGACGCCUCAAAGCCGCGGCUCCUGGCAGCCCAGCGCAUUGCAAGGGAGCUCAGGCUAGCUCAGAGGAACAUACCCCCUGAGACCCUCGGAUCCUCCCUUCCAGGGCAGCCCUCCCGCCGAAGCUCUAAGUGCAGACAGGAGCGCGCAGUGGCCCCGGCUCGCCGCAUCAUGGAGCGGAUCCCCAGCGCGCAACCACCUCCUACCUGCCUGCCCAAAGCGCCAGGACUGGAACACGGAGACCUGUCAGGGAUGGAUUUUGCCCACAUGUACCAAGUGUACAAGUCCAGACGGGGGAUAAAACGGAGCGAGGACAGCAAGGAAACUUACAAAUUGCCGCAUCGGCUGAUUGAGAAAAAGAGACGUGACCGGAUUAACGAGUGCAUUGCCCAGUUGAAGGAUCUCCUACCCGAACACCUCAAACUUACAACUUUGGGUCACUUGGAGAAAGCAGUGGUCCUGGAGCUUACCUUGAAGCAUGUAAAAGCAUUGACAAAUCUGAUUGAUCAGCAGCAACAAAAAAUCAUUGCCCUGCAGAGCGGAUUGCAAGCUGGUGAGCUGUCAGGAAGAAAUAUCGAAGCAGGACAAGAAAUGUUCUGCUCAGGUUUCCAGACGUGUGCCCGAGAGGUGCUUCAGUACCUGGCCAAGCAUGAGAACACUCGGGACCUGAAGUCUUCCCAGAUUGUCACUCAUCUCCACCGCGUGGUCUCCGAGCUGCUGCAGGGUGGUACUUCCCGGAAACCGUCAGACUCGGCUCCCAAAGCCAUGGACUUCAAAGAGAAACCCAGCUUCCUGGCCAAGGGAUCAGAAGGGCCUGGGAAAAACUGUGUGCCAGUCAUCCAGCGGACUUUUGCCCCCUCGGGUGGGGAGCAGAGCGGAAGUGAUACGGACACAGACAGCGGUUAUGGAGGUGAAUUGGAGAAGGGUGAUUUGCGCAGUGAGCAGUCCUACUUCAAAAGCGAUCAUGGUCGCAGGUUCACCCUGGGAGAACGAGUCAGCACCAUUAAGCAAGAAUCUGAAGAGCCCCCCACCAAAAAGAGCCGAAUGCAGCUCUCAGAUGAGGAGGGCCACUUCACUGGCAGUGACCUGAUGGGAUCCCCGUUUCUGGGCCCCCACCCACAUCAGCCUCCCUUUUGCCUGCCCUUCUAUCUCAUCCCACCUUCGGCAACUGCCUACCUGCCUAUGCUGGAGAAAUGCUGGUACCCCACCUCUGUACCAUUAUUAUACCCAGGCCUCAACACCUCUGCAGCAGCCCUCUCCAGCUUCAUGAACCCAGACAAGAUCCCGACUCCCUUGCUGCUGCCCCAGAGACUCCCUUCUCCCUUGGCACAUUCGUCCCUUGACUCUUCGGCCUUGCUCCAGGCUCUGAAGCAGAUCCCCCCUUUAAACUUAGAAACCAAAGACUAAACUCUUGAAAGAGAUUUGCUGCUGCUUCGCUUUCCUUCCUCUGAUUCCAAAACCACAAAGGUCGGCCCUCCGUGCAGACCCACAUAGGAGAUUGUGUGUGUGUGUGUGUGUGUGUGUGUGUGUGUGUGUGUGAGAGA
This is a messenger RNA of Onychomys torridus (southern grasshopper mouse), 1914 nucleotides long. RefSeq names its product basic helix-loop-helix family member e40 (gene Bhlhe40). Gene Ontology annotation, biological process: regulation of transcription by RNA polymerase II; anterior/posterior pattern specification; regulation of neurogenesis. The transcript has 5 exons. NCBI's taxonomy places the organism in Eukaryota, Metazoa, Chordata, Mammalia, Rodentia, Cricetidae. The record is from RefSeq and is a predicted model, not a curated record. Gene Ontology annotation, molecular function: DNA-binding transcription factor activity, RNA polymerase II-specific; RNA polymerase II cis-regulatory region sequence-specific DNA binding; protein dimerization activity. Gene Ontology annotation, cellular component: nucleus. Bases 32 to 1777 code for a protein of 581 amino acids.